UCCGAUCCCAUCCCAUUCCCUGAUUCCCUCAUCUUUCUCCGAUGCAAUCUCGCCGCCGCCGUCCUCCCUAACAAAACAAGCGCGGCGCGCCGGAACCCUAGGAAGGAAGGCAGCCCAUGGCGUUCUGGUGGCCGCUCCUCGUGCUCGCCGCCGCCUACGCGCUCUGCCGCCUGCUCCUCUUCCUCAUCCCGCCCACCGUCCCUUCCAUCGACGUCGACGCUUCCGACGUGUUGGCCAAGGAGGACAGCUUCAUUUACAUACCAAGAAAGGGCAAAGCAGCUCAGACCGACAAGGUCCAAUGCUACGAACCAGCAACCAUGAAAUACUUGGGCUAUUUCCCUGCAUUGACUCCUGAUGAGGUCAAGGAGCAUGUUGAACAAGCCAGGAAAGCUCAAAAGAUAUGGGCAAAAAGCAGCUUCAAGCAAAGGCGCCAGUUCCUUCGUAUCCUUCUCAAGUAUAUACUUGAACAUCAGGAUCUCAUAUGCGAGGUAUCAUCUCGGGACACAGGAAAGACUAUGGUUGAUGCUUCAUUAGGUGAGAUAAUGACCACAUGCGAGAAGAUUACCUGGCUUUUGGAUGAGGGUGAGAAGUGGUUAAAACCUGAGUACAGAUCAACUGGGAGAUCAAUGCUGCACAAGAGAGCAAAAGUUGAAUUUUACCCUCUUGGAGUGAUUGGUGCGAUUGUAUCUUGGAAUUAUCCCUUCCAUAAUGUUUUUAAUCCAAUGCUGGCUGCAGUAUUCUCUGGUAAUGCAGCAGUUAUAAAGGUCUCUGAACACGCGACUUGGUCAGGCUGCUUUUAUUUUCGUAUCAUACAAGCAGCUCUUUCAGCUGUUGGUGCACCUGAGAAUCUGGUGCACAUAAUAACUGGUUUUGCUGAAACAGGGCAAACUCUUGUAUCUUCAGUAGACAAAAUAAUAUUUGUGGGAUCACCUGGCGUUGGAAGGAUGAUCAUGCAAAAAGCAUCAGAGUCUCUAAUACCUGUAACUCUUGAGCUUGGUGGCAAAGAUUCCUUUAUUGUGUGUGAAGAUGUAGAUUUACCUAAUGUUGUUCAAGUCGCCGUUAGAGCUGCUCUGCAAUCUAGUGGGCAGAAUUGUGCUGGUGCUGAAAGAUUUUAUGUCCACAGCGAUAUCUAUUCCGCCUUUGUUUCUCAAGUAGUGAAGAUAAUCAAAUCUAUAUGCGUUGGUCCCCCUUUAUCAGGCAGAUAUGAUAUGGGUGCAAUCUGUAUGAUAGAGCACUCUGAGAAACUUCAGAAUCUUGUUAAUGACGCUCUCGACAAAGGUGCCGAAAUUGCCGUCAGAGGGAGCUUUGGCAAUCUUGGUGAAGAUGCGGUUGAUCAAUUUUUCCCUCCAACUGUCCUGGUGAAUGUUGAUCACACAAUGAAAAUUAUGCAAGAAGAGGCAUUUGGACCAAUUCUACCAAUCAUGAAAUUCAGUUCUGAUGAAGAGGCUAUUAAACUUGCAAACGAUUCAAAAUUUGGUCUUGGUUGUGCUGUUUUUUCUGGCAACCAGAAGCGUGCCAUCAAAAUAGCGUCCCAAUUGCACUGUGGUGUAGCAGCAAUCAAUGAUUUUGCUUCAAGUUAUAUGUGUCAGUCAUUGCCAUUUGGUGGUGUCAAAGACAGUGGAUUUGGGAGAUUUGCUGGUGUAGAGGGCUUGCGAGCUUGCUGCCUUGUGAAGUCUGUGGUAGAAGAUAGAUUCUGGCCGUAUAUUAAAACAAUGAUCCCAAAACCUAUCCAGUAUCCUGUCUCGGAGCAUGGCUUUGAGUUCCAACAGCUGCUCGUGGAAACUCUGUAUGGCUAUAGUGUUUGGGAUAGGUUGCGGUCCCUCGUGAAUCUGGUAAAGAUGAUUACCGAGCAGAACUGUACCCCAGCUCCAGGUAGGAGGACGAAGAAAAGGCGAUGAUGAGGCAAUAGAGAGGGGUUCAGUUGAAUCUUGUGCCAAUUUGCUCUUGUGACGCUUCUCCCAUCAGCGAUCUAGUCUUUUAGACCUCCCCAGGCUUCUUGGGGAUGCAGGUCAAGUGUUUGGUGGCACUGUCAACAUGUAAACGGCCUUAAGAAAUUAGAAGUAGCCUCCUUCGUUCCAUGACACGCGAGGAAAUCAAAAUCGACAAUGAGAUCCGUGAUUGAUUGAUUUCGAUUUCGGUCUCCGAAACAAAACAAUGUACAUGUCGCGUGGAUGAGACUGUUCUGUUGGUGCUUGGGAACGUAGCUUUGAGAACCUUUUGUGCUUCACAGCUGUUGCCUGGGCAAUGAAAUGAAAUUCUACUAACUAUGGUUGUGCUA
Messenger RNA from Panicum hallii, 2278 nucleotides. Its product is annotated as aldehyde dehydrogenase 22A1. The record is from RefSeq and is a predicted model, not a curated record. The coding region runs from base 117 to 1898 and encodes 593 amino acids. The transcript is spliced from 14 exons. Lineage: Eukaryota; Viridiplantae; Streptophyta; Magnoliopsida; Poales; Poaceae. Gene Ontology annotation, molecular function: aldehyde dehydrogenase (NAD+) activity.